UUCACGUGACCUAGCUAAUCCUCGCUCUUGUUUACGGAGUUCUGUGGACUAAGAGACCAUGGAGCGAACCACGUUGGUAGAGUUAGUUUUCCUCAACCGAAACAAAUGUACCGUUAUAUGGUUUAGCGUUAGUUACGUUACUGUUAGCUAAUGUUGCAGUCCGACAUGUUUGAGCUAAGCUUGUUUACGGUUAGUCAGAGAUUUUGGAUGGUUGGUUGAGAAUGAGCCGUCACCUGAGCUUGAUCAUUAAUGCCCCUAAAAUAAUCCGGACCAUGUGGAAGGCCGUGUUCCCUCUUAAAUUAGAAACCACACCUAUUCUGCUGUGCAUCUCGUCUUUCCAGGGGGACAGCAAUUGCAAUGGGACGCACAGCAACAAAAAGGCGUUACUGUCAGAUCCUCAGCUGUUUGAAGCCCAGUUUGAUGAGCUGGUGACGGAGCUUUCAGUGAGGGACUUCGCCGACCCUGCGCUGGCUGAUGCUCUGGCCAGGUUGAGAGAGGUUUUGGUGUACAAUUCCCCUGGAGGCAAGAGGAACCGAGGCCUGUCUGUGAUUGGAACCCUAAGAGAGCUUCUCCCACCAGCGCAGCUCACACAGGACACAGUGCAGCGGGCCCUGUUGGUUGGCUGGUGCAUUGAGUUGCUUCAGGCCUUUUUCCUGGUGGCAGAUGAUAUCAUGGAUGGAUCUGUGACCCGGAGAGGACAGCCCUGCUGGUACAAAAAGGAUGGCAUAGGUCUGGAUGCGAUCAACGAUUCAUUUCUCUUAGAAGGGUCAAUCUAUAGACUGCUUCGGAGACAUUGCAGGGAUCAGCCCUACUACGUUCGCCUACUAGAGCUAUUUACUGAGGUAACUUUCCAGACCGAGCUCGGCCAAGCUCUGGACCUCAUGACGGCUCCCCCUGGUCAGGUUGACCUCAACAGAUUCACCAUUGAGAGAUACAAAGCUAUUGUGAAAUACAAGACAGCCUUUUACUCUUUUUAUCUCCCAGUGGCAGCUGCAAUGUACAUUGCAGGGAUUGAGAGUGAAGUGGAGCACAAUAAUGCCAAAAACAUCUUACUGGAGAUGGGAGAGUUCUUUCAAAUACAGGAUGACUACUUAGACUGUUAUGGAGACCCUGCUGUGACAGGAAAGAUUGGUACAGACAUCCAGGAUAACAAAUGCAGCUGGCUGGUGGUGACAGCCCUGGAAACCAUGACCCCUGAACAGCGAGCAGAGCUGGAGACGUCCUACUAGAACUGCUCGCUAGUACAUUAGCACAACAUCAUUUCAUCUUCUCCUCAGGGAUGUUACGGGCGCCACGAUGAUGCCUGUGUGGAAAAGGUCAAAGCACUGUACAACACCCUGCAAAUGCCAACACUGUACCACAAAUAUGAGGAAGAGAGCUACAAGCGGCUACAGAAACUCAUCGCUUGUCACGCUCAAAACCUUCCGCACUCAGUCUUCCUCAACUUCGCCGAGAAAAUCUACAAGAGGAUCAAAUGAGAGGGAAAGGUGGUCAUGAACCGCGUCAGGUGCAUCAUUGGGUUCUCUUUUGACUUUUAUCAUGCUGCACAGAUCAACUCCUUUUGUUUCUCCACUGCCAACAUCAUGAUCUGAACAGCACAUAGAAAUCAGUUUCUUAACUUGGUUUGUGGAUGUUUGGUUGUGAAUGUCAUCAAACAGCCUAACUCUUUUGCUCCAUAAUACCUAUUUAUUGAACCCAGUACAUAAUGUAGAGUGUCUUCUGGUGUUUCUCCUCAGAAGAAUCCCAUGGAUAAAAGGACACUGAAAUGAAUCACACAUCGUCUAGCAGCAAGAUAAAGUAUAAAGUCUGUACUGGCCUGAAUGUUAUUGCUUUUAAUAAAUAAUGUAUAAACAGUG
Perca flavescens (yellow perch) is the source of this 1856-nucleotide messenger RNA. RefSeq names its product farnesyl diphosphate synthase (farnesyl pyrophosphate synthetase, dimethylallyltranstransferase, geranyltranstransferase) (gene fdps). Gene Ontology annotation, cellular component: cytoplasm. The coding region runs from base 222 to 1229 and encodes 335 amino acids. The transcript has 9 exons. Gene Ontology annotation, molecular function: (2E,6E)-farnesyl diphosphate synthase activity; dimethylallyltranstransferase activity. Lineage: Eukaryota; Metazoa; Chordata; Actinopteri; Perciformes; Percidae. The record is from RefSeq and is a predicted model, not a curated record. Gene Ontology annotation, biological process: trans, trans-farnesyl diphosphate biosynthetic process.